This is a messenger RNA of Microtus oregoni (creeping vole), 2643 nucleotides long. RefSeq names its product tetraspanin 17 (gene Tspan17). The record is from RefSeq and is a predicted model, not a curated record. The coding region runs from base 505 to 1461 and encodes 318 amino acids. The transcript has 10 exons. Gene Ontology annotation, biological process: regulation of vascular endothelial growth factor signaling pathway; protein localization to plasma membrane; protein maturation. Gene Ontology annotation, cellular component: membrane. Lineage: Eukaryota; Metazoa; Chordata; Mammalia; Rodentia; Cricetidae.
CACUCCGGGUGUGGCGGUCCCAGCGCCGGGGGCGGCGCCAAGGCGGGCGGGGCGGCCGGCUCGCUGUGUGGCCUUGGCCGUGAAGCCGCAGCCGCCGGGCUAGGCCCGGGGCGGCUCCAGGCCUGGGCGGCCCGCAGAGGGCUGAGCCCGUCCCCGGCUCCGGUUCUCGGGGCGGCGGGUCACCACUCACCAUGCCCGGCAAGCACCAGCAUUUCCAGGACCCUGAAGUCGGCUGCUGCGGGAAAUACUUCUUGUUUGGCUUCAACAUUGUCUUCUGGACUAGGAGCUUGUGAACCAGGAGGGCAUGGAGUGACAAAAGCCAAGAUCUCUGGAACUGCAGACAGGAGCUCUGGUUGAGAGCAGGGAGCUGUCCCUCGGGAACAGAAUUCAGCAUUCCAUUGCUGCGGGAACAGAGGCUUCCCUCCCGGGUGGCAUCUGUAUCCGGUCCCUGCCAAGUCAUCUUUCUUUUCUUCCUCCCCCUCCUAUUGCCAAAGCGGGCUCUGCAUGCGCUCCUUCUCGCCAGGCCUUUCCAACUUGUUUCCAGCAGGAUUCAAGGACUCUUCUCCACCCGCGUGCUGCCGGUUUUGCCCUGUGGUGCUGGGAGCCCUGUUCCUGGCCAUCGGCCUCUGGGCCUGGGGCGAGAAGGGCGUUCUCUCCAACAUCUCAGCGCUGACAGAUCUAGGCGGCCUUGACCCCGUGUGGCUGUUUGUGGUGGUUGGGGGUGUCAUGUCGGUGCUGGGCUUCGCUGGCUGUAUUGGGGCCCUCCGGGAAAACACCUUCCUGCUUCAGUUCUUCUCUCUGUUCCUCGGCCUCAUCUUCUUCCUGGAGCUGGCGACAGGGAUCCUGGCCUUUGUCUUCAAGGACUGGAUUCGAGACCAACUCAAUCUCUUCAUCAACAGCAAUGUUAAAGCCUACCGGGACGAUAUUGACCUUCAGAACCUUAUCGACUUUGCUCAGGAAUAUUGGUCUUGCUGUGGUGCCCGAGGGCCCAAUGACUGGAACCUCAAUGUCUACUUCAACUGCACUGACUCGAACCCAAGCCGUGAGCGCUGUGGGGUGCCCUUCUCCUGCUGUGUUAGGGACCCUGCGGAAGAUGUCCUCAAUACCCAGUGUGGCUAUGACAUCCGACUCAAACUGGAGCUUGAGCAACAGGGCUCCAUCUACACCAAAGGCUGUGUGGGCCAGUUCGAGAAGUGGCUGCAGGACAACUUGAUUGUGGUGGCCGGGGUCUUGGUGGGCAUUGCCCUCCUGCAGAUACUUGGCAUCUGCUUGGCCCAGAACCUCGUGAGUGACAUCAAGGCAGUGAAGGCCAACUGGAGCACCCAUGGUGAUGGCUACAAACUACUCAAUAAACAGCACUUGGAAAAACAGUGGCUUAUCCUCACCAUCUCCGAAGGGUCUGUUGGCAGCACAGCCUCAGAGCUCUCCAGGGAGGGCCCUGGCCUGAACCCAAUCGCCUAGCCAGGUCUCCUAGGUCCGGGUGACUUAUGCACCCGAGAUAGCCUUUUCAAUGGGUGUGUUGCCUUAAAGACUGCAUCCCCUGCUUCUCCCGAAGAAUGGCUGUGUGGCUACACCAGCUUCUCAGUGUCCGUGUCAUCUGCAUCAGGACAUGGAGACAGACACCUCACCCGAGAGUUGACCUUUCCAACCUGGUGAACACCUCAGGGCUUCUCUUUCAGCCUCAAGAAAGGCAUAAAGAUCUGAAGAAUGGGGUGCUGGAGAUCACCCCUAAGAGGGUGUAGCCUGGUGGACUGUAGAUGUGCUGGGCACCGAGGCGGGCGUCAGAAUGUCCAGGAGAGUGGCUGAGCUAUGGGAGCAAGGGCCAGUGGGAGUAUCUGUGAGGGUGACCCUCUCCAUGGCCUGCAGUGGUGCCUUGAGGCCACUAGAGGGCACCUCAACACCACAGUCUCUGCCGCUGGCUUUCCUUUACACCCUCGCCUCAGUACCUACCCGGGCUUGCAAACUAGAAGCAAACCAGCUCAGCCGUAGGCAGUAUAAGCCUAAAGGGAUAGCACGUGUGAAGCGACUCUUCUCUGCCUUUUCCCUGUGCUGGACGAAAGGAGGGAUGGGCUGGUCCAAAGGUCACAGCUCUGGUGCCCAAGUUAAACGAGUGGGAUAGAGUAGUGGGACCUGCUUUGCCUUGACCUUGAUCAGUGCUGGAGACCAGGCAGAAAAACAGUUUCUGUGAUGACGAACUAUCUGUGUGCAAGCCAGGUGAUGAUGGUGGUCUGCUCAAGAGUGCAGGGGGGGUACAGUGGGAACUGUGUCAGUGGGAACUGUGUCGAGACAGGCCCUCACCCACAGGAGCCAACUGCUGCUCUGUUGUAGCUACUGCUAUGGUGUGGGAAUGUGGGACUGACAGCGGAAAUCUCAGAGAAGCCGGACGUCUGUAGGCUCUUGUAAGACAGCCAGAUUUUAACUCAGACCUACAGGCAGCACCGAGAGCCCGGGGCCCAGCUUCAGCUCCUGUGUUAGCAUCACUCGUGACGACUGAGCCAUGUGGGGUGCUGGGAGCUGCAGCCAUCUAGGCUGACCAGGCGGUGUGCACCUGGUAGCUUUGACCCCUGGCAUAGGCUGCACAGAGCUCCUGGUGGCCCUGGCUGUGGUCGUAUGUACACUGCAAUAAAUACAGCUCCCAAAGCA